AUGAAGGAUAAAGAUGUUAAAACAAGAAUGAAGAGAGGAUUUUGGAAACCUGAGGAGGACUUGAUAUUGAAGAAUUGCGUCGAGACUCAUGGAGAGGGAAACUGGGCUACCAUUUCUGAGAAGUCAGGCUUAAUGAGGAGUGGUAAGAGCUGCAGGUUAAGGUGGAAAAAUUACCUCAGACCGAACAUCAAGCGAGGAAUGAUGUCAGAAGAUGAAAAAGACCUCAUCAUCAGACUCCACAAGCUUCUUGGCAACCGAUGGUCGCUAAUUGCUGGUAGGCUACCUGGAAGAACAGACAAUGAAGUUAAGAACUUCUGGAACACACAUUUGAACAACAAGAGAUCAUGUAGAGGCAAAAAGAAGCAUGUAAAGUCCAAGGAGGCGAAUACUCAAAGCACACAAGGCAAAAUGCAAGAGUACCCUGCUGAGACAGUAAGCAACCAAGAAGUGGCCACCAAAACAGCUUUAGAUUCAUGGAUAGAAGAAAUGCAGGACUUACUAUCACCUCCGACAAUGAAUAACAUGCCAUUUCUCGAAGAUGAGCCUUUUAUUCCCAUAUUGGAUGACAUUGUCUUGCUUGAAGCAUUCACAAGUACUGGCAAAGAAACGUGGAAUGAGAUUCAGCCAUUCCUUUAGAAGUCUGUUGUAGUAUUUCUCUAUUGCAUCCUUCACAUAAGCGCACAAUUUCCACUAGCGCCAUGAGUAGUUAACAACUCCCAUGCUAGCGGUUUCGGAUUUGAGCUUGUGCUUCAUCUGCCUGAAAAUGUCAUGAGCUUAUUUGCGAAACCAAUUUAUGCAUGUAUCAAGAGGUCAGAAAUGAAUAGAUCUCCCUUUUUCUAAGUA
Messenger RNA from Solanum lycopersicum (tomato), 843 nucleotides. Its product is annotated as transcription factor MYB114. The record is from RefSeq and is a predicted model, not a curated record. NCBI's taxonomy places the organism in Eukaryota, Viridiplantae, Streptophyta, Magnoliopsida, Solanales, Solanaceae.